Aspergillus steynii IBT 23096 is the source of this 1536-nucleotide messenger RNA. RefSeq lists its product as uncharacterized. The transcript has a single exon. Lineage: Eukaryota; Fungi; Ascomycota; Eurotiomycetes; Eurotiales; Aspergillaceae. The record is from RefSeq and is a predicted model, not a curated record. The coding region runs from base 1 to 1536 and encodes 511 amino acids.
AUGACAAUCCCCAACUAUGAGUCCCUGCACUGGCGCGAAACCAGCCCCGGCCGAUGGGAGCGCGGCAUCGACGAGGCCGAGCAGUUCUACACCACCAUGGCCCGCGUCUACGAGGGAAGCGGACGCGUCUUCUUCGGAAUGACAGGCCACCUGUCGCUGUCUGUUCCCGUCGAGAACGGCUCGUCAAGGCCUGAAACGAAAGAUCGGGUUUAUAACACCCUGCGACGGGCUUGGCUCCAGCUGCGAUAUGACCAUCCGACUAUUGCGUCUUGGACGGAGCUCGAUGCGCUGACGAGGAAGUCGAAGAAAGUGUAUCAGAUGUUUGGCGAGGGGAGUGCGCAAGAUGUCUGGCUUGAUGAGACGCUGCGGGUCGUUGAGACUGGCGUCACGGGCAAGGAGUGGUGUAAUGGGGAUCCGCCGGUGCCGAAGAUGCCGACGGUGUUUAUGGUCGUUCCGGCGGAGGCGGGGCAGGAGGAGGGAGUGUUUCGGUGCGAUCUGGUCCUGCGGUGUCAUCAUGAUAUUAUCGAUGGGAUUGGCACGCUGCAUUUGUUGGAUAAUUUGAUCAAGAAUGCGGCGGGUGCGUGGGGACAGCUUUCGACGCUGGGUCCUCUGGUGUUUGGGGACGAGGCGAAGAAUCUGAGUCCCCCGCUGCGUGUCGCGGCUUCGAUUCCGACGUCUCUGUCGCCGGAGCAGCAGGCGCAAUGUGAUGAGCUCGAGGAGUAUAAUGCGUCGCUUCAAUCGGGCGUUGAGAUCGCUUCGCUGCCGUAUGCGAAGGGGGCUGAGCGUCCGGGAAUACACCAGCGCGUGGACUUGACGCUGCCGGAGGACGAAACGCAGAGGGUGCUCGCAGCAUGCAAGAAGAUGGGAAUUAGUGUGACGCAUGCGUAUCACGCGGGGAUUGCGAUUAUUGUGCGCGACUUGCAGCCCAGAGCAAAGGACGAGAGAAUGGUCAGGUAUAUCAAUUACUGUCUCAUUAACGAACGCAGCCACUGCAACCCGCCCUACAACACGCCCACGCACGCGGCAUCCGUCUAUCACUCCGUGUCGGGUCGCAGCUUGAUCGUGGACAUGGCGGUCCCUGCGGCGGGCACAAGCGACGCAGAGUUGCAAUCGCAAGAGACGACGGAGUUCAAGCACGUCGCGUCGGAAAUCAAAAAGCAUUACCUCGAAAUCCGCGACGACGCAGGCCAUCUUCCCAAGGCUCCUUUGUACUGGGCGAAGGGCACUCCGCCGUAUCCGGACCCGAAGGACGGUGCGGUCCCUCCGGUUCCAAAGCCGGAUGCAUCGCCUUCGGUUUCGAUCUCCAGUAUGGGGGUCAUUGAUCGCAUCAUUACCCCGACUCAGGGGGUGUUCGAGCUGAGUGAUCCGUGGGUCACGGGAGAAGAGCUGGGGACUGGCCUGGGGGUGUUCCUGGGCACGUUCAGAGGGCAAUUGGCGUUGAGUGCGGCGUAUAAUGACGCAUGGCAUGAGAGGAACGAGGCGGUGGAUUUCUUGACUCGAUGUAAUGAGGUUGUCUGGAGGGGACUGGGACUGUGA